AACGCGCCUGCAGGCGAAAACGAACUGCGAAAACGGACUCUGAUUUUGACUUCACUGGUCCCAUGAAAAAAACUCUCCGAUCCAGAGGUGCUACUAAUAAAAUGAAACCUUCUAACGGCUCAUCCAGUUCGAAGUGCAAAUCGAGGAGAUCCAUUUUUAAAACUAAUCCUACCAAGCUUGCUCCCCCGCGAGCUUUUGUUCGCCUUGAAUCGCGCAUUCAGCACAAGGGUAAAUGGCUUCAAACCGGAGACAUAGUUUCGGUUACGGAUGUCGAGGGCGGGGAGUAUUACGCCCAGAUCCGAAGUAUUAUAGUUGAUAACUCCGAAGAUGCCUCAGUCGUGCUAACCUGGCUCAUUCCAACCUUUGAAGCAAGAAAGGGAGAGUUCGACCCGGCAAAAUACGUCAUAGGAAUGGAGGAGGACCUCCCUCGAAGCAUCGAUUGCGUGAAUUUCCUAUGUCACUGUCCGUCGGAUUAUUUUAGACCAACUGAUUCCCCCUACACAUUACAAUCCUAA
Messenger RNA from Hydatigera taeniaeformis, 515 nucleotides. The record is from the annotation of a GenBank genome assembly. Lineage: Eukaryota; Metazoa; Platyhelminthes; Cestoda; Cyclophyllidea; Taeniidae.